Molecule: messenger RNA, 3201 nt
Organism: Dufourea novaeangliae
Lineage: Eukaryota; Metazoa; Arthropoda; Insecta; Hymenoptera; Halictidae
Gene: SMC5
Product: structural maintenance of chromosomes protein 5
Exons: 13
Coding region: 43-3201 (1052 amino acids)
Biological process (GO): double-strand break repair via homologous recombination
Cellular component (GO): Smc5-Smc6 complex
Molecular function (GO): ATP hydrolysis activity; ATP binding
Source: RefSeq, a predicted model, not a curated record
UCUUGUAUCUAAAGGCAUCGUACAUACGUAAGAAAGUGCAACAUGAGUAAAAACUCCUUCGAGAAAGGAAUAAUUACUUAUAUUUAUCUGGAAAAUUUUGUCACUUAUGAUAAAGUUGCUGUAAAGCCUGGUAGAAAUUUGAAUGUUAUUAUUGGACCCAAUGGCACUGGGAAGUCCACUAUUGUAUGUGCCAUUGUUCUUGGAUUGGGAGGUAAACCAAGCACAAUUGGCCGUGCCACUCAAGUUGCAGCUUAUGUGAAAGCAGGUUGUGAGGAGGCAAAGAUUGAAAUCCAUCUCAAAAAUGGAAAAAACAGAGAUGCCAUUGUUACAAGAUUAUUCAACAUACAAGGGAAAUCUUCCUGGUUUCUCAAUGAAAAGCAAUCAAAUAUUAAAGAGAUACAAAACCUAACAAACAGCUUUAAUAUUCAGGUGGACAAUCUAUGCCAAUUUCUGCCCCAAGAUAAAGUACAGGAAUUUUCAAAGAUGAAUGCACAAGAGUUAUUGGAAAAUACAGAAAGAUCAGUUGGUGAUCCCAUAAUUCUCGAGCAUCACAAACAAUUAAUAAAGUAUAGAUCAGAUCAUAAAAGUUUAGAAUCACAGAUAGUAAGCAAGAAGAAAUUAUUGGCAUCAAAGAGUCAGAUACACGAAGGUUUGAAAGAAGCUGUUAGUGGUAUAAAAGAAAGGAAAUUAAUAAAAAAGAAAAUUGUGGCAUUAAAACAAAAAAAGGCUUGGAUAUUAUAUGAACAAAAACGCAGAGAACUACUUCAGUUAAAAAAGAAAAAAGAAAAUGCGGCAGCAGAAGUGACAUCUUUGGAAACCGAAAUAAAACCAACUAAUGAGCUAAUAGAAAAAAUGAGAUCAGAAAUUAAAGUGCUUCAGAACUGCAUGUCAGAACAUAACAGUAAAGUCAGUAUUAAAACUACUAAACUCAAAAGGAUGAUGGAUGAUGUCUUGGAAUGUGAAAAUCGUAUAAAGGAAUGCGAGAUUUCUUGUAAACAGAGGAUACAGACAGAGGAAGCUCGAGAUCACGACAUUGAAGUUGCACAGCAACAAAAAAACAAAUUGGACAACGACCUGACUCUGAUACUGAACGAUAUUGGAUCUGAGGAGUCUGUAAAAAAACAACGAGAAGAAACCUUGGCCAACAUAGACAAAUACAGGAGUAUCAUCAGUAAUUUAACAAGUAAAAAUUCGGUAUUGAAACAGGAAGAAGAGCACGCAAACCUUGAAAUCAGAGCUCAAGAAACAGAAUUACAAAUGCUUAAUAUUGAAUCAAAACGAUUACAACUUCUAAGGGAAAGAAGUAGCGAUACAUAUAGGGCGGUACAUUGGUUAAGGGAGAAUCGGGAUAAAUUUUCUGGAGAAGUGCAUGAACCAAUAUUACUUAAUUUAAAUGUAAAAGAUGCUUCUUAUGCCAAAUAUUUGGAAAGCAUUAUUGCGUUUCGUGACUUAAUCGCAUUUGUUUGCGAAAAUAAACGAGACAUGAAUUUAUUACUACAUUAUUUACGAGAUGAGCAAAAACUGCAAGUGAAUGCUGCACAUUCUGACCCUAUGAAAUUAGUCUCCAUGGAACCGCCUGUUCCUUUGGCGAAGAUUACUCAAUUCGGUUUCACUCAUUAUUUGGUAUCUCUGAUUGAAGCACCAAGCACUAUCAUGAAGUAUUUAGUGACUAUGUAUCAUUUAAACAAUAUACCUAUAGGAACCAAUCAUGUUGAUGAUAACAUUGAUCAUAUACCUCAUAACAUACGUUGUUAUUUCAGUCGGUCGAAUGUCUACUCCGUUAAUAGGUCUAAAUACACGGGACAGAAGUCCAUUGGAAUGCAACCAGUAUCAGGCAAAGGGGGGAUGUUAUCGAUUGUGUUAGAUAAAUCCAAGUUGCUGAAGAUUGAAGAAAAGUUGAAACUUCUAAAAGAACGGAAGAACAAUGCUUUCAACAAAAUCAAAGAAAUCGAAGAACAGAUAUGUGAACACAAUAAGGAAUUAGAUAAAUACAGAGCUAACAGAAACAAACAACAGCAAGAUCUACAACAAAUACAAGCUUUGAAGUCUAGAAUAUCUAUGGUGGAGAGAAAAAUUAUGACCUUGCAAAAUGAACGAACCAGUAUUGAUAAAAUAAAAGAGUCUACUACUAAGGAGAUAAAGGUGAUUUUAAAUAAACAACUAAAUAUUUAUAAAACAUACAAUGUUGGAUUGGAAGAAUGCUUUCAGUCACUUACAACAAGCGAACAAAUCCAACUGGCAUUAAAACUAAGAAAUCGUUCUUUGAAUUUGAAAAUAAACGAAUCCCAAGAUCAGAGAGAUAAACUAAAAGCGGCUGAAGACAAAGUGAGGAAACUCAAUUCAGAGAUGCAACCUACGAAGAACGAAGUGCAGAGAAUGUACAAUGAAGCGCUAAAAACGACAAAUGGCAUUAAUCCAUCCGAUGAGGCGUUUGCGCCAAUAAAUAAGGUUUUUAAUAAAUUACCACCAACCAUAGAAGAGAUCAAUAACGAACUGAACAUUGCACAAGCAAAAGUCUUUUGUAUGGGAAACAAUAUCGACGGUGAAAAUGUAUUACGCGAAUUUGAAACGGUAGAAGGAGAAAUCAAUUAUUUAAAAGAGUUCAUUCAGAAAACGACACAACAGAUCGAAGUAAUAACGCAACAGAUAGAAUCAUUGCGAGAAGAAUGGUUGAAACCGUUGUCUGAAACCGUGAAAAAAAUAAACUCAAAUUUCAGCUCAUACUUCUCGGCGAUGGGUUGUGCCGGUGAAGUCAUAGUGGCGACCCCGGAGAAUAUCAUGGACUUCGAUCAAUACGGCCUAAAAAUCAAAGUGAAAUUCAGAGACACUGACGCUCUACAAGAAUUGACAAGGCACCAUCAAAGUGGAGGAGAAAGAGCAGUGACCACUGCUAUUUAUAUGAUCUCACUUCAAGAACUUUCGAGAGUACCUUUUCGAUGUGUGGAUGAAAUUAAUCAGGGUAUGGAUGCAGUGAACGAACGACGAGUAUUUAAUUUACUUGUAAGAAUGACUGGAAGGCCAAACAGUUCUCAGUACUUCUUACUUACACCAAAAUUGCUACCUGAUCUACAAUACUCGGAGACUGUAACUGUGCACUGUGUAUUUAAUGGACCGUUCAUGAUUAACCACACAGAUUUUGAUACAAAGAAUUAUUGCUCACAUAUUAGUAAGAUAAUGGAGGAGAAUGUAGAUGACGAUUAA